Messenger RNA from Danio rerio (zebrafish), 2838 nucleotides. The record is from RefSeq and is a predicted model, not a curated record. Lineage: Eukaryota; Metazoa; Chordata; Actinopteri; Cypriniformes; Danionidae.
CGCGUCUCCCUCUAGCGGCGCCACAGCACUAUCGCGCGCGCGCAUCCACAACGCGCGCGUCACAUUACGAGUUUAUAGGAGAGAGAUUGAACUUCCAGACGUGAUUAUUACAGCAGCAGAGGAAUAAACAGCUCAAUACUGAUCAUUUACUGCUCUGGAGCAUCUGCUGCAUCACUGACCAGCGCGCGCGCCCGUGUGUGUGUGUGGAGACAGCAUCAUCAUCAUCAUCAUCAUCAUCCAGCGGAGGACAAAGACACAGAAAUGGGUCACAGCAGCGGCUGAUCACAGGGUCUGUGAGCUCCGUCUUCUGCUUCUGUGUCUCCGUGGGUCAUCAUGCUGCUCAGGACCGUCCUGCUGCUGCUGACCCUCGCCCUGCAGGCCCGCAGUGGGGCGUCAGACGGCGACAGAGAGACCUGUUACUCUCGCCAGCACCGGGACGUGAUGGUGAACGUGCGCGUGGCUCUGGAGCAGCAGGGGGCGCUGAUGGUGCCGCGCGCCACCAACUCAGAGAAGGACUGCAUCUUGAGCUGCUGCGCGGAGGAUGUUAGUGCAGGUCUGAAGUGUAACCUGGUGGUGUUCAGGCCGGUGGGGGCCGAGGGUUCGAUCUGUCAGCUGUUCCACUGCCCCACUGAGAAAGACUGUCCACUGAUGACGGCCGCUGCUGGAGUCAACACAUACAACAUCUUCAAGGGUGUAACUCAUCCAACAACUAAAGUCAGCGCAAGAACAACAGCCAGACCUGCAGCCAGCGCACACACACAAACCAGCACAACCACAACACACAGAACCACCAGCACAACCACAACCGGCACACGAGCAGCGAUGACCACCACUGCAGAACCAGCAGAACCAGCAUCAGCAUCAUCAUCAUCAUCCUCCAGCAGCUCUGAGUUCAGCACAGAACCACAGACUGAGGAGCCGCUGAUGCUCAUGACCAACACACCACCCGCAGCCUCCACCUCCACCGUCACUACACCCACCUCCACCUCCAGCAGCAGAGCGCCGAGACCACCGCCCAAACCCAGCAGAGCCAGAAAACCCAGCAAACCCUCCAGACCAGACACACAUCCAGCCAGAACCAGCAGACCCACACCAGCAGCACCACCCACAACACACACUCCACCACCCACAACACACACUCCACCAACUACAUCCACAACACACACACCAGCAACAACAACACACACUCCAACUACCACAACUACAACACACACUCCACCAACUACAUCCACAACACACACUCCACCACACACUGCUCCACCCACAAAAAAAACUCCACCAACUACAUCCACAACACACACAUCAGCAACUACAACACACACUUCAACUACAACAACUACGACUACAACAACUACAACACACACUUCACCAAGCACAACACACACUCCACCGGCCACUACUCCCCCCGGCAGCAGCAGCCCUGACGCCCCGUCCCCCUCUUCAGUUCUGCGGGUGGAUGUCGGGGGGGUGCGUGCAGGCUCUCUGCCGGCCGGGUCCGUGGCUCUGCGUCCCCCAGUGCAGCCGGCCGUGUCCCGGGUGAUGUGGAAGAACAGUCUGGUGGCCGUGGUGGUGGUCACGCUCAUCUUCCUGCUGCUCAUCUUGGCUCUGGUGGGCCGUAAAGCCAUGGAGUCCUUCGACAGACGCCACUACACCCGUCUGGAGCUCAACGACCUGCACUAUGAAGUGUGAGGAGCUCACACACACUGCGGAGACGCUCGCUGCCUCACACACACUGCUCACCUGAAGCGGCUCAAGCAGAGAAAUAAAGCAAUACACUGAACUCAGGUCCUGACGCCGCCACAGCCGAGAUCCUUCACCGGCCUCAUAUCUGCUUUCCUUUCUCAGUGUUUCACUACACGGGUCUCCACUGCACCACACACCAGCACUGAAGCUGGAAUUAAAGGACGCCUACUAUGCCCAAAUCACACACACACACACACACACACACACACACACACACACACACACACACACAUUAAAACAGCAGCAGUGUGUGCAGAUAUCCAUUCAUUACUUCUAUUUUUAUAAUCUCACUGUGAUUGACGUUCUCCCUCUGUACAUGUUAGGGGAGGGGGAAGCCCCGCCCACUAGUGCCCAUCUCAUUAGCAUGUCCAGCAGGCCUGAGUGAGAAGCAGCCGUCUGUCCAUUAGCCAUUAGAGUGUUUGAGCUGCUGAAGAUGAUGUCAGCAUAGACUGACACACACACUCACACACUGAAGCACACACACUCACACUGAAGCACACACACUCACACACUGAAGCACACACACUCACACACUGAAGCACACACACUCACACACUGAAGCACACACACUCACACUGAAGCACACACACUCACACACUGAAGCACACACACUCACACACUGAAGCACACACACACACACACUGAAGCACACACACACACACACUGAAGCACACCUCAGAUGUUGUGAUGAGGCAUAGCAGGUCUCCUUUAAGCGCUGGGUUAGAGUUGCACAGACGUCCCUGCGGUUGUGUUCCUCCAGGUGUGUUGUGUGUUGUGUGAGAUGCGUGCGCAGCGCUGUGUGAAUGUGGAUGUUUGUGGUUGUUUUGCUCUGAUGGGUGUGUUUGAUUAUGGGUCAGCGGUGGACAGCAUGCGGCACAUUCACUGAUGAUUAUUGAUCUGUUCUGAUCAUUCACUUGUGUUUCUACUCUAAUUCUGCUUGGCUGGUCUCUAAUCGGCUGUUAUUAUCUUCAUUAUUAUUAUUAUAUGUUGUUGUUGUUGUUAUGUUUUUGGUGGGCUUUGGCUUUUACACACACCUCCAGAUUAAUGUGAUUAUUUCUCCUGCUGAACAAUAAAGCAGUCUUUUCUCAAGAUUUA